GGUACUCCCCAUUCAUGAUGUGUGACUACAAGUACCUUUUCAAGAUUCUCGUCCUGGGCGACUGCGGCGUGGGCAAGUCUUGUCUUCUGAUGCGCUUCACAGAUGGACGAUUCACUGGGCAGUAUCUGUGCACGGUGGGCGUGGACUUCAAGGUACGCACUGUGGAGGUGGCCGGACAAGUGGUGAAGCUUCAAAUCUGGGAUACAGCCGGCGAGGAGCGUUUUAGGUCGGUGUUGCCUACCUAUUAUCGCGGGGCCCAUGGUGUUCUACUCGUCUAUGACACUACAUCGCUUAGCAGUUUCCAGAACAUUGAUAGUUGGCUGGAAGAGAUACGUCAAUAUUGUCCGGAAAUGGUGAGCGUCUUACUAGUGGGUAACAAAUGCGAUGAGCUUGAAAGCCGCCAGGUGAGCCAAGAGCAGGCGGCCCACUACGCUGAAUCACGGGCAGUGCCAUUCCGUGAGACUUCGGCCAAGAGUGGUGCCAAUGUAAAUCACAUCUUUGCCGCCCUGGCUGUUGCCGUCUAUAAUCGCCUGGUGGCCAAACCUAGACCGUCCAUACGCAUGAAUCGCUCUUCUUCUGCAUCUGAUCGGUCAAUGGCUAUACCUCCCACAAGCCCUUGUAGGGUAGAUAUGCAUUCAUCAAGUAAUCGCUUGAUGGGCGGACAGGAGCUAGCCAAUGAAUCGGAGGACAUCGAGGCGCUAGCAAUGGCCCCAGUGCAUCUAACGGACAGGACGGGCUUUCGGAACAAGAACGUUGAUAACUGCUGUUAGGAAACUCAAAAAACUUUGUUGAUUCUUACACCGGGGAAAAUUACUAGUUCUUGCCGUUUUUUGACUUUCUUUUCAUUUCAAAGCUAACAAUGUUGUGUUCUUUUAUAAUUAUACAUUUAUUAACUUUAAACGAAGGGAUUUCACACUUAACAAGCUCAAUAAACACAUCGAAAUGCCCAAAUCUUUUGAUAUAAAUCUUAUUUAAAACUUUCUCUUAUAUUUAAGUUAAAUUUUAUCUUAAGUAUUUAAGUAUUUGGCAGGCGACUAAGAAGACACCAUAAGAUUUCGAGCAAUAAACAGAUUUUCAAGUUUUAUUUUUAAAUAUUGUAAAAGCUAAGAAAACAUUUUGGAUUUGGUAAUCUGCUUGUUUUUUUUUGCCAAAC
Drosophila eugracilis is the source of this 1153-nucleotide messenger RNA. RefSeq names its product ras-related protein RABD2c (gene Rab9D). The record is from RefSeq and is a predicted model, not a curated record. Gene Ontology annotation, cellular component: plasma membrane; endosome; synaptic vesicle. The transcript has a single exon. The coding region runs from base 15 to 770 and encodes 251 amino acids. Gene Ontology annotation, molecular function: GTPase activity; GTP binding. Gene Ontology annotation, biological process: protein localization to plasma membrane; protein secretion; Golgi vesicle fusion to target membrane. Lineage: Eukaryota; Metazoa; Arthropoda; Insecta; Diptera; Drosophilidae.